UUUUGAUUCAUGUUUUCUGAAUUUCAGUCAAAAUGUUACCAAUAUCAUAUUGGUCUGUGUUAGCGUUAAUUUUCUGUACCUAUGUGGGUCCACUGUCGUACUCUUUACAGACACUUGAAAGUGUUGAAAAUCUUAGGGAACAACGAAGUCCCGUAAAAAUUGCAAUCGUUGGAGGAGGCAUUGGUGGUACAUCUAAUGCGUUCUUCCUUAGAGAUCUAUUUGGUGAAGAAGCUGCCAUCACUCUCUUCGAGAAGAAUACAAUUGGGGGUCGCCUAGCAACCGUCUCCAUUGCCGGUGCCCAGUACGAGAUGGGCGGAUCAAUCAUCCAUCCUCGCAAUCUCUACAUGAAACAAUUUUUGCAAGAUUUUGGACUGAAAGAGAGAGAAACCAAAGGAACGGAUGGUACAUUGGGCAUCUACAAUGGAGAGGAAUUCCUAUUUCAAUCCAGCCGAUAUUCCUUAUUAACACUGAUCAAGAUGCUUUGGCGAUAUGGAUUUGAUAUCUUUCGGCUGAAUUGGACCAUCGAUAAAGUACUCAACAAAUUUGCAAGGAUAUAUGAUUUCCAAGAUGGCGGACAAUCUUUCACUGACAUCGAGGGCAUCAUGAAGGCUAUGGGAGGGGAGGAGUUCAUAGGAUGGCUUCAUAAGCCCCUUGAUGUUGUCCUCAGGGAAGAAGGCUUCUCAGAAAGGUUUAUCCAAGAGCUGGCUGCCAUAGCGACAAGAGCGAACUAUGGACAGAACCCGGAUAUGAUGGGAUUUGCAGGUAUGGUGUCCCUGGCUGGUGCAAUGCCUGGUUUAUGGUCUAUUGAGGGUGGCAAUAAGCUUGUUCCUCAACAACUCCUUCAAAGAUCUGGCGCAACGCUAAUGCAGUCUCAGGUACAAUCUGUUGAGCGUGUAACUGGUAAGUCUGCAGAAAAGCCAAUCCUCAGAGUCACAUGGAACGAGCCUGCCAAAGGUGACCAGAGCGAUGUCUUUGACAUUGUCAUGAUUGCUUCACCCAUUGAGGACAAUCUCUCGGGUAUCGCUUUCACUGGCUUUGAUCACCCAAUCACUGCCAACUUCACCGGGGAUUACCGUCACACAGUUGCCUCUUUUAUCGAGGGGCGUCAACGACCAUCAACCUUUGGAAUCUCGCCCAAAGGACAACUCCCGGGUUCGAUUAUCACAAACGCAGAAGUGCCUCUGAACAUCCGGACCCUUGCCAAGAACUACCCUGUUGACUACAACCCAGAGACGUUCAAUGCAUCAAGACAAGUCUACAAAGUCUUCUCCACUGGUGUCCUCAACGAUACGCAAAUGGAUGCGUUGUUUGAGUCGUAUUCGGAAGUGACCCACCAUGAUUGGUUAGCAUACCCCUACUACCAUGAGCGCAAGACAUUCCCUGGGUUUGUCUUAUCAGAAGGGUUGUUUUACCCCAAUGCUAUUGAAUGGGCCGCUAGUGCCAUGGAGAUGGCAGUCAUAGGGAGCCGGAACAGUGCCAUAUUGGCUUACCAGUAUUGGCAUGGGGAAUCCCCCAAGGGGAAAGUGGGAACCUCUAGAACUAGGCAAGAACUAUGACUAUAGAGUUAGGCAAAAACGUCACUUGUCGAUAUUAAAGUUCAAUUGCUCUUGAAUAUCAAAGUGUAGAAUGUGGAAGAGCUGACCUUUAGAAACAUUGCAUCCUGGCUGAUCCAGCAGGAUUAAUUUUUUUCAGGUCUCAAGUACAUACAUUGUGUGCACUUUGCCUGUAGACUUUGACAUUCCUUAAUUUAAGGUUUUGCCAUUUAAAACUUGUCAUAGCAAUAUAGAUAUUUAAUGGAAAUAAAGAAUUUGUAACUCAGGGAUGAUUAUUACUGCAAAAUUUUAAUAUUAAAGUAUAAUGUCACGCUUUGCAAUGCUGAAUAUUUUUUCUUUGAUAUUAGGGGAGCAUUAUAGGGGGGGGGGGGCAGGGCUGCCUUCCUUGUUCCUGUCUUGAUCUAUGUAUGUGAUGUGUACCUGUACAGAUUUUCAUGAGACUGUCUUAAACCAACUAGCAAUUUAUAUUAUCUGGAGCUGUUCUGAACAGCCAAGUGGUCUACAUGUAUGUUGUUCGUUGAUACAUUCUUUGGGAGAAUGUCUAAAUAAGCCUGUUCAUUCUUCUGAUAAAAAAAAUGUUCUGAGAGAGUUCUAUGCUUGUCCCAUAUUUGGUACGUUUAAAAGAUUUCCUAAAAAGGUCCUAUUAAUCAUAAUAAACAACAAUGUUGGUGUCUUUCUAAGGUCUUCAUAAAACCAUUUCAGAUUCUUGAGCAUGUUUGGAAACCCUUUUUCUGAAAAUGGGUUCAAUUAACACCUCAUUCCUAAGAGUGUGUAUUGGUAAUGUUGUUAAGGAUACAAUCCGCAAUGAUUAAUAUGGAGAAAAGUUGUUUUAUGUAAUAUAUGAUUGUCAAUGAUACCUUUGUGUGUGUGCACUGUACGUGUAUGUAAACUGGGUUCCAAAAGAAACUUGAUCAUUUGAUUUUUUUCGAAAUCUUUAUUGUAACUUAUACCUUCUUUGUGAUUAAGCCAAUGACUUAUUGUGAACGAUGCAUUAGGCUAUAUGAUAAUCUGGGAAGUUUGUAUCCCAUCUCAUUUUCAUUGGUCUUUUCUUUGUCCAUUCUGUUACUUUAGAUUCUGAAACCAAUCAAAGUGAGGUGCUAUAGACUCUGUGAUUAAACCAAUCUCUUAAUUGUUGACACAUGCUUUAUAGCAAAAUCACUCAAACUAGCCUGUGUAAAAAUAUUGUUCAUUUUGACCAAGUGGAAAUUGUGCAGUGCCCUUGUAAAGUUAGAUUGGUUUCUUUUGGAACCCAGUUUUUGUAAUUUUUUUUUUUACUGACACAAUCUAGAUGAUUUUCAUAAUUGAAUGUGCCACACUUUUUCACAUGUAUGCAAUAUUAUUGAGCAGUACUACUUGAAUCACUCUACCUACAUUAGUAAUGGUUUGUUAUAAAAGGUUGUGUGAGUUGCACUUAAAGGAAUACUCUGAGCUGAAGAUAUUUAUAUCUAUAAAUAAAUACAUUAACAUUCACAGAGCAAAAUGCUGAAAAUCAUCAUCA
Messenger RNA from Lytechinus variegatus (green sea urchin), 3051 nucleotides. RefSeq names its product prenylcysteine oxidase 1-like. Lineage: Eukaryota; Metazoa; Echinodermata; Echinoidea; Temnopleuroida; Toxopneustidae. The transcript is spliced from 5 exons. The coding region runs from base 33 to 1556 and encodes 507 amino acids. The record is from RefSeq and is a predicted model, not a curated record. Gene Ontology annotation, molecular function: prenylcysteine oxidase activity. Gene Ontology annotation, biological process: prenylated protein catabolic process; prenylcysteine catabolic process.